AUGGCGGCUCCUCCGCCGCGAGGACUCUCGCUCUAUGACAAUCUACACGAUCCCAACGAUCCCUCUCCAUCAGCCACCAUCUCCUCCGCGCCGGUGACCUACAAGCAAGGCGGAGCUGCAGCUGAUGAGCAAAUAGCGAAGAAGCCCAUCAAUCCCGCGCUUCAAUUUCAGCCCAUACGGCGCCCACAAGUAAAGCAGCCCAAAGCCAAGCCGACGUUCCCCAAAGCAAUCCCCAGGACUGCACCCACCACAGCCUCAGCUACCACUGCAACAGCUCCUGGAGCUGCGCAGUCAAUACCACAUCAGAGCACUCUUGCCGAUUGGGCGGCGACGGAAGAAGAUGAGUGGAUGUACGGCAUUGGGGAGAAGCGCCAACGCGGCGGUCGCAAAAAGAAGAAGAAGAGACAGGAGCAGUUCGAGACAGACUGGGACGAGAUGUACGAUCCAACGAGACCGACGAACGUGGACGAGUUUCUCAAAAGCGACGAAAAGGUAGAGGAGGUACGGGAGUGGAAAGGGUUGCUAUACCGGCACCGAAAGACCCAGGAAGAGAGCGACCUAUCAGACUCGGAAGAGGAGGCAACUCGGGCAGCACCUUCAAAUCAGUUUGCUCCGCCAGCUUCAUAUUCCUUUGCGCCGCCUCCAAGAUCCCCUCCAGCCGCUCCACCCCAAGAGGAGACGGCAGACGACGCCUAUGCCCGUCGUCUAGCCCUCUCAACAGCACAACCUCCUCCUCCACCUCAACCUUCCGAAUCAUCAUUACCUCCCCCUCCGCCUCCUCCUCCCCAAACGAAUCAAGACUCCUCUUAUGCUCCGCCGCCGCCAUCCACAGAAUCCUCUACAAUUUCCAAAGCUCCCGUCCGCUAUACCCAGACUCCACCCAAUAAUCCCGAGGGCGACGAAGACGAAGGCUACUCCCCACCACCCAGCUUCAGCCGCGCCGAAGAAGAUGACGCCCCCGAAGACGCCCAACAACAACGAGCCAACCGCCCCGGCCAAGCUGGCUUCGCACAACGCCUCAUGACCAAGUACGGCUGGACAAAGGGCUCCGCCCUCGGCGCCAACGAAUCGGGCAUCCUCAACCCGCUCCGCGUCCAAGUGGAAAAGCGACGCAAAAAGGCUGAUGCAGAUGGCGGCGGCUGGGCUGAGCCCGCCAACAAGGGCAAGAUCCUCGGCGGCAAGCGCAAGGAGGAGACGGGCAAGUUCGGCAUCAUGAGCGACGUCGUCGUGCUCCAGAACAUGCUGGAGAACAUGCCCGACCUCGAGGCCGAGAUCGCCGACGGCCUGGGCCAGGAAAUCGGUGGAGAGUGCGGUGAAAAGUAUGGGCGAGUCGAAAGACUGUACAUCGACGUGGACACUCGCCAAGUCUUUAUCAAAUUCACAGACCAAGUGUCUGCCUUGAGAGCAGUCAAUGAAUUGGACGGUCGUGUUUUUAAUGGCAACACCAUCAUCCCAAAGUUCUACGACACAGAGAGAUUUGAACAGGGCGUCUAC
Molecule: messenger RNA, 1494 nt
Organism: Trichoderma virens Gv29-8
Lineage: Eukaryota; Fungi; Ascomycota; Sordariomycetes; Hypocreales; Hypocreaceae
Exons: 4
Biological process (GO): mRNA cis splicing, via spliceosome
Cellular component (GO): precatalytic spliceosome
Molecular function (GO): RNA binding
Source: RefSeq, a predicted model, not a curated record